Molecule: messenger RNA, 676 nt
Organism: Pogona vitticeps (central bearded dragon)
Lineage: Eukaryota; Metazoa; Chordata; Lepidosauria; Squamata; Agamidae
Source: RefSeq, a predicted model, not a curated record
GUGCUCAUCACGGGGACCAGCGCCACGGAGCUGCCGGACGGCUGGCUCUCCGGCCUGCCUGCGGGGGCUGCAGCUGCCCCUCCUGUCUUCCAACCGGCUCUCGGCGAUCUCCCCCUGCGCCUUCCUCCGGGGCCUGGUCCGCUUGAAGACGCUGAAGCUGAACGACAACCGGCUCCAGCAGCUGCCCAGCGGCGCCUUCGAGGGCCUGCUCCGGCUCCAGCAGCUGGCCUUGGAGGACAACCAGCUGCGAAGCCUCCCGCCGGGCCUCCUGGACCCGCUGCCCCACUUGCGGGAGCUCUCCCUCAACCGGAACCUCUUGGCGGGGCUUCCCGAGGGGGGGCCGUUCCGCAACCUCGCCGGGCUCAAGCGGCUGGACCUCUCCCGGAACCAGCUGGCCGCCCUGCCCGGGACGCUCUUCUCGGCCCUGUCCGGCCUGAGAAGGCUCUUCCUCUACAACAACCGGCUGGUCGCCCUGGACUCCGGCCUCUUCGCCGGCUGGAGCUGCGGCUGCACUCGUGCGCCCUCGAGGCCGUGGCCCCGGGCGCCUUCGGCAGCCUGGCCCGGCUGGAGACCCUGACGCUGUCAGGCAACCGGCUGGCCUCGCUGCCCUCGGGGCUCUUUCUCCCCCUGCGCCACCUGAGCCUGCUGACCCUGCACCGCAACCCGCUGGGGGCCC